Anopheles marshallii is the source of this 501-nucleotide messenger RNA. It is a transcript of the gene Npc2b, whose product is annotated as ecdysteroid-regulated 16 kDa protein. Gene Ontology annotation, biological process: intracellular cholesterol transport. Lineage: Eukaryota; Metazoa; Arthropoda; Insecta; Diptera; Culicidae. The record is from RefSeq and is a predicted model, not a curated record. The transcript is spliced from 3 exons. Bases 1 to 501 code for a protein of 166 amino acids. Gene Ontology annotation, molecular function: sterol binding.
AUGAACACCUUCCCUGCCCUGUUCGUUGCUGCCACCUUUGCCGUGGUGUGCUGUCUGAACGGUUCCGUCCAAGCGACCGUCGUCGAAUCAUGCGGUGACACGCGCAGUCUGGUGCCGAUCGAGAACAACAUCGUCGAUAUUAGCAAUUGUGACAAGGGACCGUGCAAGUUGAAGCGACGCACGACCGUUAGCAUUAACCAAAAGUUCACUCCGACUGAAGACGUUAAGAGCCUUAGUACGACCGUGUUCGCAAAGAUCGUGGGACUACCAUUGCCGUUCAUUGGUGUCGAUGGUACCAGCGCCUGCCCGUAUCUGUUCGAGGAAGACGGCACAACCAAGGCCGAUUGUCCGCUGAAGGCUGGCGUGCCGGUCGUGUACAAGCGCAGCUUCGAUGUGCUCGAAAUCUACCCCAAAAUCCCCAGCAUGACCAUCCACUGGGAGCUGCAGACGAAGAGUGGCCGUUCGAUCACCUGCUUCGAGGUGCCGGCCAAAAUUGUGUAA